Molecule: messenger RNA, 3717 nt
Organism: Dermacentor andersoni
Lineage: Eukaryota; Metazoa; Arthropoda; Arachnida; Ixodida; Ixodidae
Gene: hpo
Product: serine/threonine-protein kinase hippo
Biological process (GO): signal transduction; protein tetramerization; protein phosphorylation
Cellular component (GO): cytoplasm
Molecular function (GO): ATP binding; protein serine/threonine kinase activity
Source: RefSeq, a predicted model, not a curated record
UGGCGCCGCGAAAGGCGAAAGCACUCGGCAUAAAGAAAAACUCGCCGGUGCUACCAAGGCGAACUGCCCAUCCACCGCUCUGUUGAAAGCGAUCGCGAAGUCGUUUGUUGCGGUUGUGUUUUGAUGUGUACGUGAUGUGUCUCGCUUGAUAGUGCACCCUCAGUGUGGUGGAAGUUCUAACCUAAAAGCUUCGUGGGCAUCGGAGCAUCGCUAUGGGUGGCUUGCUGUGAAUGACCGUUCGUGGAACUGUGUUUUGUGACAACGUGCUGUGCGGCGAACAUGCCCUCAGGAGGCAGGAACUUGAGCGCUCACGAUGUCGUCUAAAAGCGAACUAAAGAAACUAAGCGAAGAGAGCCUGACCCGGCAGCCAGAAGAGGUCUUCGACAUCAUCUGUAAGCUCGGCGAAGGCAGCUAUGGCAGUGUCUACAAAGCGUUACACAAGGAGUCUGGACAGGUGCUCGCCAUCAAGCAAGUGCCUGUGGACACAGAUCUGCAGGAAAUCAUCAAGGAAAUUUCUAUUAUGCAACAGUGUGACAGCCCAUAUGUGGUCAAGUAUUAUGGCUCAUACUUUAAAGGGUCUGACCUAUGGAUUGUUAUGGAGUACUGUGGUGGAGGAUCGGUAUCGGACAUCAUGAGGUUACGGAAGAAAACGCUCACCGAGGAUGAAAUCGCAACUAUCCUGUCCGACACACUGCGAGGAUUGGAAUAUUUGCAUCAGCGGCGGAAGAUACAUAGAGACAUCAAGGCAGGCAAUAUUUUGCUCAACACAGAAGGACAUGCCAAGUUGGCUGACUUUGGCGUUGCUGGCCAGCUCACAGACACCAUGGCAAAGCGCAACACUGUGAUUGGCACACCAUUCUGGAUGGCGCCAGAAGUGAUCCAGGAGAUCGGCUACGACUGUGUAGCGGACAUCUGGAGUCUGGGCAUCACAGCUCUGGAGAUGGCUGAGGGGAAGCCUCCCUAUGGGGACAUUCACCCUAUGAGGGCAAUCUUCAUGAUUCCCACCAAACCUCCUCCAUCAUUUCGGGAUCCAGACCGGUGGUCGCCGGAAUUCAUUGAUUUCGUCUCGCGGUGCCUGGUCAAAAACCCAGAGGAGAGGGCCACAGCAUCGGACCUCCUUCAGCAUGUCUUCAUCAGCAAUGCAAAACCUGUGGCGAUCCUGCAGCAGAUGAUUGUUGAAGCCAGGGACAUUCAGGAGGAUGAGGCAUUCCGCAAGGACAGGAGAGGCAGCACCGGUGAAGCGUUUCUUGAUGAUGACGAGGUGGAUGCUGGCACGAUGGUGAAACUGGACGCUGAUCCAGGCACUUUGGUUCCUGACAGAGGGGCUGGUGGCGAUGCCCCAAUGAACAGUGAUCUAGAGUCAGACCUUGGUACGUUGAUCAUCAACAGUGAUGGCGAAGAGGAUGACUCUACCAUGAAACGUCACGACACUUCCACUGGGGAGCGCAAAGAGAGCUAUCGGCCGUACUUUCUGGACCACUUUGACAAAAAAGAGCGGGAGCAGCAGGGAAGCAGUGGAAGCAAUUCCAAGGCGUCACCGCGGCACGACGGCACUCCGCACCCAAACUAUUUUCCUCAGGACCUGUCCAAGGCACUGGCAGCCACUGCGCCACAGGGCCUGAUUCGGCCACCAGCAACAAGCCACACAGGCAGUGCCUAUGUGCACCAGGAAGUUGCUCAGGCGGUGCCCACCUGUCAGGAACACUUCGCGCAACAGCUUCAGCGGCAGCUGAACCAGAUGAACACGCCCCUGCCAGCCAGCGUGGCAUCUCAGGCCGAGCUCCUGCUGCAGCAGCAGCAACAGCAACAACAACAGCAACAACAACAGCAGAGACUCUUUCAGCAGCAACAGCAACACCAGCAGCAGUUGCAGCAGCUUCAGCAGCUUCAGCGCAUGCAGCAGCAACUACAGCACGGACAGAUGCAACCGCCCCUGCACAACCAGAUUCAGCAGCCACAGCAGCAGCUCUCUGCCGCCCAGUCACCCUCUCACAUGGAUAUGGUGCAAGUACCAAGGUUCCAGCAACGCGGCUACAUGGAAGGUGACUUCGAUUAUCUCAAGUAUCUCAGCUACGAAGAGCUUGGUCAUCGCAUGUCCAGCCUUGACUCGGAGAUGGAACGGGAAAUCGAAGACCUUCGCCGCCGCUACCAUGCCAAGCGACAGCCUAUUUUGGACGCUAUGGACGCGAAGAAAAAGCGGCAGCAAAACUUUUAACUCGGGACUGCCUUCGUCCUAAAGUGGAUGUCUUGUGCUUGCCUUGGACACUGCCUUUGAACUGAAGAUGAACUGGUUCGAGCCUUGUCUUUACAAAGUAUCUCAUCCUGGGAAGAAGCUUGAAGCAGUGAGCAUGUUUUAGUAAUACCUUGCCCUCAACGUAUUUUAACUUAAAAGCUGCAUCACAGAUACCCCGUGCUCAUUUUCCCAUCGCAGUGCUCUCAGAUUCUCACUUGGAAUACAUUUUGCUGUCUUGAAGAGAAAACCAAAACUGAUAAGACACUACUCACUUGAGCACUCAGGGCCUUUUACCUGCUAGCAUAUUUUAGCAGGCCACUAAAAGGGGUACUUAUGCAAUUUUACUUUAUUUCUGUUCCUUGAGCCAUACUCUUGUAGUUUAGUUCCAUUUACUGGCACUCUUCUUUCAUGUUUCAAAACUUCAGUGGCAUUUUUUUUUCCACCUUAGAAUAUUCUAGUCCAGGUUCCUGAAGGCAUUUCUAGAAGAAAACUGUGUACUGCAGUUUUCGCAGGCAGCCUGAACAUUGCACCAUUGAUUGUAGUAUACAUGGUCAUUGAAUUGAUUGUGUUACGAAAAGGAGGUCAGAAGUCGAAAUUUAUCUUAUUUAGCUGUUUGCAUACUUAUCCGAGCUCUUAUUAUGUUUGCAAAAACAAACCCUUUGCACAUCUGACUGGAAGGGCAGGUAAUGACUUAUGUGUGGUUAACCAAAUCCUGUGUUAGUAGAGCAAAAGCUUUCAACUUGAUCGCUACAUCUAAUGACAUCAUCGUGUGCAAAAUAAUUGUUUGGUUUGCGUUCUUUUAAGAUCAGCAGUAAUGUAUAGUCUAGAUGAGCGCAUACCUGAGGUUAUGUGCAUUUGGACCUGCUUUAAGCAACCAAGGCUUUUACCCUUCGUGUGUCAUGUUUUUUGUUUAUUUUUAUAUGUUGAUCGAUAUACAAACUGGUCUUAUAUUGCCUUUACUUCGAUAAUAGGUUUUAGCUAUGUUUUUGGGCAUUUAUUAAGUGGAAAGUGCAUGUUGAACACUCUUGCAAAUUCUUUGUGCUUUUUAUUUUGGUAUUUCUCAACUUGGACAAACAAGCAUCAUGCUGUCUCUGUUGCCAUGGGGUCCUCUGUGACCAUUGUACCUUUGACUCACUUUCACAGGUGUGCCUAGUCGUGAUAUGUACUUCUUUAGAAAUGUUUCGUCAUGCCACAAGUGGAAAAGUGAACUGAUUUUCAUUUUGCAUACUGUGCUUUAGAUGUGACUCUUUUUUGGACGGCUGCAGAUUGUGAAACCUUGUACAUAUGCAGAUUUAUAGAUGAGCUGCUAAGUAAACCUGGAAGUGCCUUGUCUUUGCUAUAUUGUAACAGUGAUGGAUCGUGUCAAGAGUAGACCAUAGCUGUAAUCUUUGUAUGGCUGGCAGGCAUUGCUGGUAACAAAAAAGUAUGAAUUUCUAGUGUUUUUUGUAGUGCACUUGGAACAAACAUGAUCAUCUGACUGCUGA